CAAGACAAACAUUCAGGAUUCAGUCUGAGGACCUUUCGUUGUAACUAGGUUUCCAUACAGCCAGUACUUGACGAAGCUCAGUCGGUUGUGCAGCAACUCUUGGAAGCAAGAGAUAAAUCGCUCUAAGAAAACGCCAGCCCAUUUUGCCCUUCCGUCGUUGGGAAGGAUGAAAAGACUCAUGACCGUUUGCGCGCUGGCGGAAGCCGCUAUUCUUGUCGGCGGAGCGCGGCAGAAGCAGAAGGCGACCAGAGUGAAAAAGUUGCGCGGACGAAAGGCAGAGAAGGCUCCUGGCACUCGUCCUGAAGGGCGGAAAGAGUGUCCAGAAGAAAUCCCGAUCAUGAGUGGUAACAUUGAACUGAUAUCCCGCUGGAAAUAAUUUUCAUCCCUGAGAGCAGACACAGUUCGACUUUGAGGCCAUUAUACUUACUUGCUGCAGCCCCUAGAAGCUGUUAAUGCGUGGUACGUAGAUACAGGAUUAGGGAAGAUAAAAAUAACAUGCAGCAUUAUCAUGCGCUGCAAAUUUGUAAAAGGACAGCAAGACGCACAGUCAGACGCAGUUUUGUCCUUUGCAUUGAUUUGCCGACCAACCGGCUUCGCGUGAAGAAUCUCACGAGAGGACGUAUUUUGUGUACUAGUGCUUCCGUGCGAAAAUGGAUGAAUAGUUUCGAUUACGCAUGAUCGACAGGAAGAGUACGAUGCUUACUUCUUUGUCCGUUGCUCGGGAUGGAGCAUUGUUUUCAAUUGGAUACCACAACUGGGAUUUUAGAAAAUGCGACAAGAACGGGGAUAAUUGUACGAGGCGUUCUAUCAAUUUCGACACCGGACUGACUGAAGAAGGGAAGCAUGGAUCGGGCGAAUUGGAUUGUUGGAAUAACGGGAAGAUGGAUCUGUGCAAAGAAAACGAGGUGUGCUGCAGGCACUGGCCUCCCUUUGUGCAUGGCUCCAACCAGGAUGAGUGCCCCACUGUUAAGCCCUUGCACGUCACACAAACUGGGCACUGGGGCGACCUCAACAAGCACCGCUGCAUCAGUAAGUGCUACGCAAAAAAGAUCUGCCGGAGCCUGGACAUUGUAGCAUACAAGUUGCAAGUUUGGACGGAAGACGGAAGCGACUAUGUCAUGGAGCCUGCCCUGGACCCGGCCUGCUAA
Molecule: messenger RNA, 1148 nt
Organism: Amoebophrya sp. A120
Lineage: Eukaryota; Dinophyceae; Syndiniales; Amoebophryaceae
Source: the annotation of a GenBank genome assembly